AUGUUGAUUUCAGACAAGAAUGCGAAAUUAGAUAUACAGACAGUUCUGCGAUUUGCUGCUUUUACACGAGUGUUGGCACUUCUUUUACAGGCUGUGCUGAAUGCAGCAAUUCCUGAUCACCCAGCAGAUGCCUUCAGUCCUCCCCGGGCAGAGAAGCCACUUCUCCUGGACCCACUUAUCGAGGUUCUGUUUGGUGGAUUAGGCCGCUGGGAUGCAGAACAUUUUCUGUUUAUUGCAGAGCGUGGCUAUUUAUAUGAACACAACCAUGCUUUCUUUCCACUUUUCCCACUAAUCCUGCGUUCAGUAGCAGCUACCCUGCUGUGGCCACUGAGUGAUUUUCUGACAUUUCGUGGACGUUUACUCGUGGCAGUAUCCAUAUUAAAUAGUGCAGUCUUUUUGCUAAGUGCUGUUGCACUUUAUGGACUGAGCUGUAUAGUUUUACAGGACCGAAAGCUUGCACUAAUCACAAGCCUUAUCUACUGCCUUACACCGGCUAAUGUUUUUAUGCUAGCGGGCUAUUCAGAAUGCCUAUAUGCUGCUCUUAUUUUUGGUGGUUUGUUUUUAUUGGAAAGGGGCUUCACACUUCAAGCAAGUGUCCUUCUAGGUUUAGCUACUGCUACUCGUGCUAAUGGACUUGUUAAUGCUGGAUUUCUGUUGUAUCUACCCCUGCAGCAGAGUCUUGCUCAAGCUGAGGUGAUGAUCAAGGGAUCUGAAUGGCACAUUAGAUUCCAAAAAUACAUUGUGACUGCUUUGCGGUUUUUACCCAAAUCAUUACUACAUAUUGUAGUCAUUGUGCUACCAUUCUGUUUCUUCCAAUAUUAUGGCUACCACACGUUCUGUAUGGAAUCUAUGAAUCAGGAGGUUUCUCCUGUGCUCCUUCUGUUGGCUAAAGAGAAAGGAUACCGAGUCCCAGAUGCAGCAGCCUUCAGACCCAGCUGGUGCCUGGCACCCAUUCCAGUACUGUACUCUUAUAUUCAGGAUGUUUACUGGGAUGUAGGAUUUCUCAGAUAUUUCCAGUUCAAACAGAUACCCAAUUUUCUUCUGGCACUUCCUAUAUUUAUAUUGACUGGCAUGGCAUCAUACAUAUAUAUAAUGGCCAAUCCACAGUAUUGUUUACAUCUUGGCCUGGGGAGGAUUGGAAUAAAGGGAAAAGAAGGAAAACCACCAACAGGUUUCUACAGCCUAAAGGUCUUUGUGUAUGUUGUUCAUUGCUCUGUCUUGCUGAUGUUUGGCACAUUCUGCAUGCAUGUUCAGGUGCUCACCCGUUUUCUAGCUUCAUCUUCACCAAUAGUUUAUUGGAUUAGCAGUCACAUUCUUCUCUCUGACGAACCCAUAUUACAAGAAGACAACAAUGCUCAUGGCCAACAAAAGGACACAAAAAGUUAUUUUAGUUAUUUUUUCAUGUCAUGCCCAAAUAACCCUGUCACUCAACUUUUGAUGAACUGGAGGAAUUGCUCUUUUCCCACUUGGUGCAUUCUGGGUUACUUCAUCUUGUAUUGGUUUUUAGGCUUGGCUUUGCACUGUAACUUCUUGCCCUGGACUUAAAGGAGAAUGUUUGACUGAACUGAGCUCUGCAUACCCUACAGACUUGUCAAACUCCAAUUCUCAGAUGGCAAUCAGAUUUUUUGACUCCCUGCCAGACACUUUGGCACUAAAUCCAUGUCACCCUAGUGCCCUUGGUAUCACCCCCACCUUUCCCUGCCUCAUGGCCAGUCUGUGUGGAGGAACACAUCAUUGCAGUGUUUAGCUUUAUUUCUCAUUUAAUAUACCUGUUGAAUUAUUUGGAUUCGGUAUGUUAUAACUGGGAACAGAUAAAGUAUUUAAGGCUGUGGCCAAGCUGGAUUACUUUUGCAUUUAUGUGACAUGGAUUCAUAUAAAAAAUACUUCUUCAAUUUAAUUACAUUGCUAAAUGUAAGUAAACGUCUGCCAUUCGGACGGUCACUGUUCUAAAUAACUAAACAUGCUGCCAAACUGUAUUAUGUAUUAUUAAAUACAUACAUUUGUGUUAUCAUUUUAUGAUAUUGGGGACCAUGAC
Molecule: messenger RNA, 2035 nt
Organism: Trichomycterus rosablanca
Lineage: Eukaryota; Metazoa; Chordata; Actinopteri; Siluriformes; Trichomycteridae
Gene: pigv
Product: phosphatidylinositol glycan anchor biosynthesis, class V
Exons: 3
Coding region: 1-1545 (514 amino acids)
Biological process (GO): GPI anchor biosynthetic process
Cellular component (GO): endoplasmic reticulum membrane; mannosyltransferase complex
Molecular function (GO): alpha-1,6-mannosyltransferase activity; GPI mannosyltransferase activity
Source: RefSeq, a predicted model, not a curated record